Messenger RNA from Strongylus vulgaris, 323 nucleotides. Lineage: Eukaryota; Metazoa; Nematoda; Chromadorea; Rhabditida; Strongylidae. The record is from the annotation of a GenBank genome assembly.
UGCCUUGCUAACGUAGGGAUCUACCCUACAGAUACUCGUGAUGAGCAGCGUAGGCAGAGAUUUCUGCCAUGGACACCAGAACAACAUUAUCAGGCAGAUUUGACUAGAUCAUUCUUAAUGGAUCCCAUAGAACAUUGGGUAGGCAAAUCUGUACUAGGACCUGCUAUUUUCCACGAAAAUCUGAUCAGCAUGCAUCAUCUCGGUCCUGAGCAGAUUCGACUGAUCGAUGGGCUAUUGUAUGGCGUUGCUGCUGGCCUAUGGAAUCGAACCGCUGUUACUGUGGACAAGGCACUCAGAUCACCGGAAUCAAAAGCAGUUUGAUU